AUGAUUGCCCCUCGCCAAUCCUUUAUUAGGCCGCUUCUUUUGUCGCUCCUGAUAGUGUCGGCCAUUUCUUCGAAAGCGUUACACCUAUACCAGCACGGCGGUUCGCUCCCUCGCGCGCGACUUUUACUUUACUUUCCGACCUUCUUCAUUCAGGAAGGAAUUCUUUUCGCAGCUGCUCGGAUUCUCCUUCAAAGAUCGACCGGCGUGCGAUCUGUCGCGGGAACGAUAGCAAUAGCUAUAAUUGCGUUUCUGACUUUUAUAUUGUCAUCUUCUCAAAUAGGAUUUUACUGUGUGACCGGCAGCGAAGUCCGUUGGGAUGCAGCCACGAGCGUGGGAAAUGACCCGGAAGGACGAAAGCUCAUGCUCAGCGGGUUGCGAUCGUUUCUUGGUGCAGCAGGAGUGCUUAUGGUUCUAUCAUGGGCUUGUACCACUGCGAUAUGGGUGAUGGCCAACAGCUUAUUCUCGUCUGUUUUCAGCACAAAGUUCACCGAGAAAAUCGACGAGGAGCUCACGCUUGAUCGUCUACAACAGAACACUCGGAGACAGCGUGUUGUUCGGAUCUGGGCUCUUUGUGCUGUUGCGCUGACUGUUGGACUUCGCCUGGUGCGGCCACAAGUACCGUACAAUCAUAUGUCUGGGGCUCUUCCAUUUACCUUUUUCGAAGCACUGCGGUCGAAGUCAAAACCGGAUCAGCUGGGUGAUCAGGACUUCCCCUUGUCGGAGUUAAUUGGGGAAGAGUACUGGGAAGCUCCUCAUGGCCAUUUCAAAGGAUGGGCCCCUGGUGGAGAUGACAAGAUCGAUACCAUUGGCCGUCCUGAAUGGGCUUCUGAAUUCUUACCGCAUGGCUUUCAGCGUUGGGAGAGUACGCUGGAGUCGGUAUAUGAGACCGAGGAAGGUCAUGAACAGAAGCCACCGAAAAAUUAUUACAAGCCGGCAAACGAUCCACUAAGAAUCACAAACCUCAACCAGAAUGUUGUUGAGCCAAUUGCCCGGGCUAUCAAGAACCACAAUGUCCCGAUCAAUCAUGUUUUCCUGGUGAUGAUGGAGAGCGCCCGGAAAGACAUCUUUCCCAUCAAAGCAGACUCCCACCUUCAUCAUGAGAUUUUGUCAUCUUAUCAUAAUCCGGAUCCAGCCAUCAUCCAGCUUGUGAAUUCGAAGCUCUCUCAUCUGACCCCAAUUGCGGAGCAAUUGACAGGUGAAUCGAGCGGCUUCCGAAGUAGCGGCAAUAGGUCCGAAGGCCUGUGGAAGGAUACAGCCGAGUCUGGAAUGGGUGGUAUCAAUGUCAAUGGCAUUCUUACGGGCAGUAGUCUUUCCUUCAAGAGCGCAGUCAUGAAUCAUUGUGGCGUCGGCCCUAUCCCGGUUGAUUUUAUGGAUGAAGUCAAGGCCGAGAUUUAUCAGCCAUGCAUCAUGCAAGUUUUGGAUUUAUUUAAUCAGCUGAAAGGAGACUCGACCAGCAGCACCGGGUCCCGUAUCGGGAUUAAUGAUGCUCAACAUCGCAACUGGACAUCUGUCUUCCUGCAAUCUAUCACUGGUCUGUACGAUGACCAAGAUGUUCUCAACAAUCAGAUGGGGUUCAAGAAAGCUAUAUACAGUGAAGAAAUUAGCCGUUCGAGUGCAAAGCAUUACCAUCCCGGUAUGGAGGAAAUCAAUUACUUUGGCUACGCAGAACGUGAGGUGUACCCAUACCUAAAAGAUAUCGUCAACGAAGCGAUUGAAAACAAGGAAAGACUAUUCUUCUCGCACUUCACCAGUACAACCCAUCAUCCGUGGUCCACGCCCGCCGAUUUUCACGAAGAACAGUACUUCGCAGUCGACGGCCUGAUGAGCAACCACGAGGACAUGAAUAACUACCUGAACACAGUCCGCUACGUAGACGGCUGGCUAGGGGAUAUCUUAAAGGUCCUAGAUGACACCGGCAUCGCCAAUGAGACACUAGUAGUCCUCGUCGGAGAUCAUGGCCAAGCCUUCAACGAAGACUCACCGGUAUCAGGAACAUACGAGAAUGGACACAUCAGCAACUUCCGAAUCCCACUCGUCUUCCGACACCCACUCCUCCCUAAGAUCCAGAUCACCGCCAACGCCACUUCCAUGUCCAUCGUCCCCACGAUCCUCGACCUCCUAGUACAAACCGGAUCCCUCGACGACAAAGACUCGACAGCCGCACUAGACCUUCUCAACGAAUACGAAGGACAAUCUCUCAUCCGCCCAUACCAAGCUACGCACAAUGGCCGACAAGCGUGGAAUUUCGGAAUCAUCAAUGCUGGCGGCACGAUGCUUAGUGUCGGGUCCGCGGCCGUGCCUUAUCGAUUGAUCCUGCCAUUGACGGAAGACUUUGAAUUCGUCUUUUCAAAUCUAGAUUCGGAUCCCGAUGAACUAUACCCGAUACGCGGGUGGUCUGCUGAAGAGCUCAUCCCGCGUGUUAGGAGUAGACACGGCGAACAAGCUGCACAGUGGGUGAAUGAAGCGGAGAAGGUCGGGCGGUGGUGGGUUGCAGAACGAAAACGACUUUGGAAUUUCGAGUAG
Molecule: messenger RNA, 2523 nt
Organism: Penicillium atrosanguineum
Lineage: Eukaryota; Fungi; Ascomycota; Eurotiomycetes; Eurotiales; Aspergillaceae
Exons: 4
Coding region: 1-2523 (840 amino acids)
Source: RefSeq, a predicted model, not a curated record